Molecule: messenger RNA, 9583 nt
Organism: Orcinus orca (killer whale)
Lineage: Eukaryota; Metazoa; Chordata; Mammalia; Artiodactyla; Delphinidae
Product: probable E3 ubiquitin-protein ligase makorin-1
Exons: 5
Coding region: 7432-7950 (172 amino acids)
Biological process (GO): protein polyubiquitination
Molecular function (GO): ubiquitin protein ligase activity; metal ion binding
Source: RefSeq, a predicted model, not a curated record
AAAAAAAAAAAAAAAAGAAGGAAGGUGGCAUGCUAGACUAAGUUUGGCCCUCAGGUUUUAAGAAUCUUGGUCAGGGGGCUCACUUGGCAGGUUCCACCUCCCCCUCACUGUACCCAGCCCCACCUUCCUCAUCCCUGCUCUUCUCUGCACACCCUGUGUUCACCCAACAGGCCAGUCCUGAUCACUGCGCAGGGGUCCACUGCUCUGGCCUCCCAGCCACCCAGCUGCUUUUGCUGCCUCCCCAGGCCUGGAUUACCGGUGACUUCUGGCUGUUCUGUCCCCAACCCUUGGCCUCAGAAUUUGGCUUGAGAAAUUCCCCAAGUCCAGCAGCCCUCACCCCUGACAAGUCAAUCUUGGUUAACUAGAGAAGUAUUGUGCUGAGUGAGGACACCUGGGUUAUAGUGCUAACUCUUGUUCCGAGUCCCAGGCCAGUUACUUGACCUCUCUGAGCCUCAGAUAUUGAAAACAAAAGAUGACUCCUGACUUUUAAGGCUUGUUUUGAGGAUUAAAUGAACUAAUUUGCCAGUACCCCAAACAAAAUGUGUUUUAUUGGUAUGUUAAGGCUGUGUGGGUGGAGGGCAGGACUUAUCAGAGCAUUUAAUAUGUUCAUGUAUGGUAAGCAAUAUACAACAUGACUCUAAAAAAAUAUAGAAGGAGGAGUUUCUCAAAUCAAUUUGAUCACAAAGCCCCUAGCUCCUGUUACUGUGGCUCGUCUGAUGGUCUAAGAGCACCUCUGGACAUGCUGGGAGAGCUCUGUUGCUGGAUCUCUCAGCUUGUGAAGGAGCUAGUAUGGUGGCCUCUUAGGCAGUCCUGGAGGUCAGCUUCAUUGGUGGUCUUUAGGGAAAGCAAAGCUUUGGGGACUGGGGACAGGAGGCUUUCAAGCCCUCCUUUGAGGGCCACUGGCUCCUCCCCUAGGGGGUGAGAGGCUCCUCCUCUCAGGUCACCCACCCUUUCUCCAGUGACUGUCAUUUCCACCUCGCCCCUCACCCCAACCUCCAUCCACCUUCUAUCCUCCCUAACUUUGGCUGUCACCACUGAUCUGGUCCCUCCCCCACUGCAGCCUCUUCCUGUCUACUCCUCAUGUUAUAAUUAGGAGCAGAAACAUACCAGGCCAGGCAUCUUCUAUAAACCUAAAAGAAAUUUGAAAAAACAUGUGUCCCCUCCACACUCCAAGUUAUCUAAUGGUAUUCAUCAUAACGUAAAUUGUUGCAAAGGUUAAAUUUCUAAUGUAUUCUAAAUAGUCCCACUUUAAUACAAUUAUUCUUUUUUAAUUCCAAAAGAGAGUUUUAAAAGAUGUUUUUAGAGUAGUUACAUCACUAAAUCAAAUGCUUUUUACCGUUUCUGAAUCUUUCUUCAAGACUGGCACUUCAGGCAAGAUUUUGAGGGAUGUGUUCAAAGCUCUCAGCUUUGAACACAAAGCUCACAAGAACUUGCCCUCAAUCUUCCUGCAGGAGUCUCUCAAUUUUUCCAAGUCAGGCAGUGAGAAUGAUUGAAAGUCACCAUGGGGUACUGGGCUGGGGCUGGCUGUAGCUCUGUGCAGAAUUUCAGUCGAAGGUAUUUCGGGCUAUUUGCUUUGGGACCUGCCAAUGAACUUGCUGUGUGGGCAGCUGAGCAGCAAUGGCAGGUGAGCAGGGUGGAUUUGAUUAAGUACAUUAUUCUUUUCAUGCAUCCAGUGGCAUCUAAAUACCAGAGAGAUUUAACAUAUACUGUCAUCCAUUUAAAAGUAUAUAAAAGCAGGCUCUUUACAGUUUUACAUAACUCCUUUUCUCCUUGAAUACCUAUUCUACUUCUCCCACAGAAUUUUACCAAUACAAAUAUUUUUCUUCUCAGAAGUCUUUCACUGAUCACGAUAUUAUCUGUUCCUGCAGCAAAAAUAUUUGUGAAACAGAAAUAUGACUUUUUUCUAGAUUUAGUUAUUAGUAGUACUCAACUGAUCAAAAGAAAUAAAUUACACACUUUUUUUUUUUUUUUGUCCAUGCCAUAGGCUUGCAGGAUCUUAUUUCCCUCACCAGGGAUCGAACCCAGGCCCUGGCAGUGAAAGUGCUGAGUCCCAAACACUAGAUUGCCAGGGAACUCCCUACACACUUUAACAGUUAAUUACUAAAUAACAAAAUUUUCAUUACAAAAUUUAGAUGAGAUUGUUGCUUCCCCCCCACCAAAAAAAGCUCAUGUAUCCAUGGAUAAACAUUACUUAUUGCUAGAAUAAGACCGGAUUCAAGAUCAGUUUCUUUUUUUGGGGGGAGAGGGUUGUCUGUUAUUCAAUUUUAUUUUUAAAAAUUUUUAUUGGGGUAUAACUGAUUUACAAUGUUGUGUUAUCAACAUCAAUUUCUAUUUCUUUUUUUUUUUUUUUUUUUUGCGGUACACGGGCCUCUCACUGUUGUGGCCUCUCCCGUUGCGGAGCACAGGCUCUGGACGCGCAGGCUCAGCAGUCAUGGCUCACGGGCCCAGCCACUCCGCGGCAUGUGGGAUCUUCCCGGACUGGGGCAAGAACCCGUGUCCCCUGCAUUAGCAGGCGGACUCUCAACCACUGCGCCACCAGGGAAUUAAUAUUUAUGAAUGGAAGCACUGAGAAAUCUUGUUCACAUAAAUAAGCAAAUGGAAAUGAAAGGUUAUUUGUUAUAUCAGGGGCACUCAAUUCUUUGAAUUUCUUCUGAAUUAAACCAAAAAUGACGUAGUGGUUUGAAUUAAAAUCAAAAGUUACCGUUUAAUGAUCUUAUAUUACCUUCCUGGCCCUCACAACAGCUUCCAUAAAAAUAACAUAAUAACAACUACAGUUAUUAUAAGUAUUAUAUUAUGUAAUAAUAUAAUAAUAGUCAUUGUAAUAAGGACCAUGUGCCUGACGAUCUGGUACCUUCACCAACAAGACUGGGUGCCUGUCACCCAUCCUGCCCUUCCUCCACCUGCUUCUCUGCCAGGGCCUCUCUUGGAAAUUCUCUGGAGAAUGGUGGGGGCCACUCUAUGGCAGACCUCCAGCAUCAGCUGGCAGUCUGUGUUCUCUUGGGACAAGAGUCUGGCCUCUGUCCCCGUCCCUGCUGCCCUGGCCACUUCACAUGUGGGCUUAUUCCCACUCCUGGCAAGGAAGCACACGACAAGAGCAGAGGUCCCCAGAGCCCUGGCUCAGGCCUGGACACAUAGUAGAUUCUCAAUAAAUGUUGGCCCAACUUGGCCUCCUCCCACCCUUCCCACCUCACAGGCUGACCCUCAAAUGUCCUUGUAGUAGUGGUGACGAUGAUGAUGAUAAUGAUGACAGCAGAGUGAUAAGAACAGCUAAUAUUUAUUGAGGGCUUGCUAUGUGCCAGGUAUAGUUGGCCAUGUGUAUCUGUGGGUUCCAUUUCCGUGGAUUAAACCAACCGUAGAUCGAAAAUAUUUGGGAAGAAAAUCCCAGAAAGUUCCAAAAAGCAAAACUUGAAUUUGCUGUGUACCAGCAAAUAUUUACAUAGUAUUUACAUUGUAUUAGGUGUUAUAAGUGUCUAGAGAUAAUUUAAAGUAUACAGGAGCAUAUGCAUAGGUUAUAUGCAAAUACUAUGCCAUUUUAUUUUUUUUUAAUUUGCGGUACGCGGGCCUCUCACUGUUGUGGCCUCUCUCGUUGCGAAGCACAGGCUCCGGACGCACAGGCUCAGCGGCCAUGGCUCAUGGGCCUAGCCGCUCUGUGGCAUGUGGGAUCUUCCUGGACUGGGGCACGAACCCGGUUGAGGUUGAGGCGGACUCUCAACCACUGUGCCACUAGGGAAGCCCCUUUUUUAAAAUUUUUAUUUAUUUAUUUUUAUUUUUUCUAUUUCUUGGCUGGGCCACGUGGCAUUCGGGAUCUUAGUUCUCCGACCAGAGAUUGAACCUGUGCCCCCUGCAGUGGAAGCACGGUGUCUUAAACAGUGGACCACCAGGGAAGUCCCUAUGCCAUUUUAUAUAAGGGACUCGAGCAUCCACGGAUUUUGGUGUCCAUGGAGGUUCUGGAACUAACCUCGCACGGAUACCAAGGGAUAACUAUACUUUACAUACAAUAUCUCAUUGACGUUUUAUAUCAUCCCCUGAAUUAAGUACUGAUAACUUACAAAUGAAGAAACUGAGGCAUGGAAAGUUUGUCCAAGCUCAUACAACCAAGAAGUAGUGGUACCAGGAAGAACUGCCUAUAUAAUUUGUGGGACCCAGCACAAAAAGAAAAUCAGCGUCCCUUGUUCAAAAAUUUAAUCAUUUCAAGACAGCAAUGGCAGAACAUUGAAGCAAGCAUGGGGCCCCUGCGUGACUACACAGGUCUGUGCCCAUAGAGCAGGCCCUGGUUCCGGAAUCUGAACCCAGAAUUCUGAAUCCAGAGCCCACCAGACUCUGUGCUUGGAGAAAGUAAUAGGAAUCACUAUGAUUUACUGAGCUCCUGCUAUGUGCAUUGUGCGAAAUCUAAAAAAACCUUCACAACAACCCUGAGGUAACAGGAGGCAUUGUUACCCUCAUGUUUAAGCGGGAGGAAACCAAGCUUUAGGGAAAUUGAAUUACCACCCAGGGUUAUCAAGCGGAGUCAGGAUUUGAACACAGGACCAAACCUGAAGCCUGAGUCUUCAUGUCACACAGCGUCUUUCUAGAAGGAUCACAAAGGCAGGAACUAAAAUGGGGCUGGGCAUGACUCAAAUGAUCUCUUAGGAACUUUGACCAAGGGGCCUGUCACUGGGGGUCCAGCCGCUGCUUCGCUCAGGACCGGAAGGCAUCCCAGGUCUGCAGAUAUUUCCAGCGAGGCUUCUGCUUCCACGGAGAUGGAUGCAGCUACCGGCACCUGCAGCCUCCCUGCCACCUGCAGCCUCCCCACCACCUUGAGCGGUGCCGCCGCCAUUCGGAGCCACACAUCACCCUGUCAGGCCCCCCGCAGGGACUGACCCGCAGGGGCUCCGAGCCCUCCUACCUGCCCUCUGUGACUGCCGGAUGGGGUUGGGCCGGGGCCUACCAGGGCAUGGAGCCUGGCCUGGAGGAGUUGUUCAGCAAGGCUGAGGACAUUGGUGGCAGCUCCUGGAAGUCCCUGUCCCUAGCAUGUGAGUCAUCAGGGGUACUGCAGGUGGGCACAACUGAGAUCUGAGACCAGGGUCCCUGCUCUGUCUCUGAGCAAGGUUUAUAUUUCCUUCCGCCCCCUCCCUCCUCAAUAUUCCCAGCCAGAGGGAAAUUUUCCUCUGGCUCUGUUGCUCUCUGUGUUCUAGAAGCAGAAUACCAUGGUGCCUGUGGAGUCAAACCACCUAGUUUCAAAUGCUGGCUCCACCACUUAGGAACUGUGUGACCUUGAACAAGUCACUUAACCUCUCUGAGUCUCAACUGCCUCAUCUGCUAAAGGGCACUGAUAAUAGCACCUACUCACAGGGUCUUGAUGAGUUCGUAUAUGUGAUGUGCAUAGCACAGUACCUGGCACAGAGUAAACACUAAAUACUAGUAGUUAUUUUUAAAAUUAUUGCUCUAAUUCAGUGCUGUCCAACAGAAAUAUGUUACAUAUGGAAUUUUUUUCCUUAACAUCUUUAUUGGAGUAUAAUCGCUUUACAAUGGUGUGUUAGUUUCUGCUGUAUAACAAAGUGAAUCAACUAUACAUAAACAUAUAUCCCCAUACCUCCUCCCUCUUGUGUCUCCCUCCCACCCUCCCUAUCCCACCCCUCUAGGUGGACACAAAGCACCAAGCUGAUCUCCCUGUGCUAUGUGGCUGCUUCCCACUAGCUAUCUGUUUUACAUUUGGUAGUGUAUAUAUGUCCAUGCCACUCUCUCACUUUGUCCCAGCUUACCCUUCCCCCUCCCCGUGUCCUCAAGUCCAUUCUCUAUGUCUGCGUCUUCAUUCCUGUCCUGCCCCUAGGUUCUUCAGAACCAUUUUUUUUUUUAGAUUCCAUAUAACAUAUGGAAUUUUUUGUAUCAGCUUUAUUGAGAUAUAAUUCACAAACCAAAAAAUUCACCAACUUAAAGUGUACGAUUCAAUGUAAUACAGUAUAUUCAGAGUAGUACAAACAUUAGCACUGUUUUUUUAAAUUAAUUUUUAUUGGAGUAGAGUUGAUUUGGAACGUUGUGUUAGUUUCUGUUGUACAGCAAAGUGAAUCAGUUAUACAUAUAUCCAUGCUCUUUUAGAUUCUUUUCCCAUAUAGGUAGUUACAGAGUACUGAGUAGAGUUCCCUGUGCUGUACAGUAGGUUCUUAUUAGUAGUACUAUUUAAUUCUAGAAGAUUUUCAUUACCCCAAAAAGAAGCCCAUUAGCAAUCACUCUCCAUCCACAACCCCUCCCAGCCAUUGGUAAACACGAAUCUAUUUUCUGGCUCUGUGGAUUUGCCUCUUCUGGACAUUUCAUAUAAAUGGAAUCAUACAAUAUAUGGCCUUUUUGUGUCUGGCUUCUUUUAUUUAGUAUAAUAUUUUCUAGAUUUAUUCAUGUUGCAGCAUAUAGAAGUACUUCAUUUCCUUUUAUGGCCAAAUAAUAUCCCAGGAUAUGGAUAUAUACCACAUUUUGUUUUAUUCAUUCACCAGUUGAUGGAUACUUGGGUUGUUUUUGCUUUCUGGCUAUUAUGAAUAAUGUUGCUAUGAGCACUUAUGUACAAAUUUUUGUGCGGAUGUAUAUUUCCAUUUCUCUUGGGUAUAUACCUAGGAGUGGAGUUACUGGAUCAUAUGUUAACCCUAUGUUUAAUAUUUUGAGGAACCACCAAACUGUUUUCCAAAGUGGUUGCACCAUUUUACAAUUCACGCAUGUAAAUAAAAUUUUUCUAGCAGCCUCAUUUUAAAAAAAGGAAAAAGAAGUGAAAUUAAUUUUAAUAUUUAACCCAGUAUAUCAAAAAUUACAUAUCCAAUAUCAUUUCAAUAUGUAAUUAAUAUAAAAAGUUAAUAAUGAAACAUUUUAGAGAUUUUUGGUAUUCAGCUUCAAAAUCUCAUGUGUAUUUUACACUAUGACACAUCUGAAUUCAGACUAGCUCCAUUCCAGGUGCUUGAUAGCCACAUGUGGCAGGUGGCUAUCAUAUUGAAUAGCACAGGUCUAAACAGUUGUGUUAGAGACAUAAUUCUGAGUAGACUCUGAACUACUGGUGGACAGAACUUUACACACCCUCAGGGCCUUGCAUGCAGCAGACGCUUAGGAGAUACCACAUGAAUGAGUAAAUGAAUGAAUGGAUCCAGUUUUCCCCAACAGCUGCUGAUGGUGAUCACAGCUACUUCCCGAAGUCUCAGCCUAUGUCAGACCCUGUCCAGGAGCUCCUGGCCCCACUUCAAAGCCUGGACCUUGAGGUGCAGCAGGUAGUGGAGGGGGAGGGGAAGAGGAUGCCAUGCUGGACCUCUGGGAUGCCCAUACCUGCUGGAGGAGGGCUCUGUGUUCCCUGGGGCCGUAUUUGGGGUGACAGUGUGUGUGUGUGGGGGGCAGGGUGGGGGCUGAAGGGAGGAUGUGCUCUGACCCUGCCUGUGGCUGCAGAGGGUGCAGGACAGUCGGGACAUCGUGUGUGGCAUCUGCAUGGACAAGGUGUGGGACAAGCCAGAGGCCAAGCGGAUUUUUGGCAUCCUGCCCAACUGCAGCCACCCCCACUGCCUGGGCUGCCUGCGUACCUGGCGGAAGAGCCGAGGGGACUUCCCGCUGGGUGUCAUCAAGGCCUGUCCCCAGUGCCGUGUCCCUUCCAGCUACAUCAUUCCCUGCAAAUUCUGGGUGAGCAAGGGGCCUAAGAAGGAACAACUCAUCAGGAACUUCAAGGCUCGGACCAGCCAGAUUCGAUGCCGGUUCUUCAUGCGGGGGAAUGGCCGCUGCCCCUUCAAGUCGGACUGCAUUUACCUGCACCAGCUCCCAGAUAAGGCCCCGACUUCUGAUCCUCCCUGGCCCGGGAGUAUGCAGCUGGCCUCUGUGGUGGGCAAAACAGCGUUCCUAGGGGGCACCGAGCCAGAGGAGGAAGUGUUCUUCAUGGACUGUGCCCUGACCAUGGCCUUCUGGGGUUCAGAACUCCUCCUGGACCCCAACAGUUCUUACCACUGCCUCCUGUAACCAGGAUCAACCUGUGGGGGGAGGAGGCUGAGGGACAGGGGUUGCCAGGUGGUAGGUCUUUUCCCUUUGGAGCUUGGUGGGGGAUGAAAGUAGCAAGUGCCCCACACCCAUGAACUGCAGCAGUGACACAGCUGGGGAACAUGGGGAGGGGGGAUGGCUCUCGGGAAAGAGGAAGGGUUCUCACCCUCUUGCCAGGGACUUGGUUUUUAACUUUACUCUUUUGUAGAAGGAUUCUGAAAGAAAACCAAUAAAGUGCACCUAAGCCAUCACUGCUGGUGUCUGAAGAGUGUCUGCUUAUAGCCCAGGUGCACCCUCACCCCUACCCCCACCAAGGGUUUCUUCUGCAUUUAAUCUGUUGCAAUAUCACCUGUCACUUAGCCGUUGGAAAACUUCACUUUAUGCUCAUAAGAGAAUGAGAACAGAAAGGGCAAAUAAUGUAGUUAUCAUAAAAAUAGUAAUGUCAGAGAUCCCGUGAAAGGGUCUCAAGGAUUCCCCCUUGGAAUCCUCGUGGAUUCCAAGUGUGGUUCAAGAACCACACUUGGAAGUUUUCUCCCUAUUCUCCUCCCCAUUGGCUAGAAUGCAGACCCUGGUGGGCAUGAACCAGAGCCACCACGAUAAGGCUGGAGUUGAGGAUGGGCAGGGCAUUGAAGGCUGUUUAGCAUUCUUGGCCCCGCCCACUACUUAUCAGGGCCUCCACCCCUUUGCCCCCAACAUCAUUUGGUCAUUUGAAGACCAAAACCAUCUCCUAUGAAGUUAGAACUGAUAAACUGAGAUAGAGGUUCCUGGAAGAAACUUAUUUCCCACUCUUUUGCCCUUUGCAAAGCAGGCACUAUCUAAGACAGAGGUCCCCACCCCCCGGGCCACGGACCGACACCAGUCCGUGGCCUGUUAGGAACCAGGCCGCGGAGCAGGAGGUGAGCGGUGAGCGGAAGAUUCAUCUGUGUUUACAGCCGCUCCCCAUGGCUCACAUUACCGCCUGAGCUCCGCCUCCUGUCAGAUCAGCGGUGGCAUUAGAUUCUCAGCGGGGCUCGAACCCUACUGUGAACUGCGCAUGCGAGGGAUCUAGGUUGCGCGCUCCUUAUGAGACUCUAAUGCCUGGUGAUCUGAGGUGGAGCUGAGGCGGUGAUGCUAGCACUGGGGAGCAGCUGAAAAUACAGAUUAUCAAUAGCAGAGGGGUUUGACUGCACAGAGACCAUAAUAAAUCAACUGCUUGCAGACUCAUAUCAAAACUCUAUCAGUGAGUGGCAAGUGACGAUGAAGCCGCACCUAAUGGAGUAGACUGGACAUAAGCAACACACUUCGGGUGUCACUGUUUCCCGUCACCCCCAGAUGGGACCAUCUAGUUGCAGGAAAACAAGCUCAGGGCUCCCACUGAUUCUGCAUUAUGGUGAGUUGUAUCAUUGUUUCAUUAUAUAUUACAGUGUAAUAAUAAUAGAAAUAAAGUGCACAAUAAAUGUAAUGCGCUUGAGUCAUCCCCAAACCAUCCACCCCACCCCCACCCCCAUCCUUAGAAAAAUUGUCUUCUGUGAAACCGGUCCCUGGUGACAAAAAUUUUGGGGACCACUGAUUUAAGAAAUACUCCGUAGUCUUUUCCAACAGCUCUCUUAAAAUCUUUUUUUUUUUUUUGCAGUAU